ACCAUAACUAAAGGCCUUUUAAGAGACAGCAGCUCAGCAACAAGUGUGUGUCAAUGCAAAGUAAAUGCUGAUUGCUGCUCAGUAAUUAUGAGUCCUCAAUACUACCUCGGAGCAUUACUGCUGAUGUGUGGUGCACUCGCUUAUCUUCAGGAAGGACCAAGUCAUCUUUCGGUUUACGCCCUACGGUUGGGCCCCGGAGAAGAAAUAGUCACAUCAUUGUUUAAAUUUGUGGAGGAGAAAAAACUAAAAGCUCCGUUUGUUAUCACUUGUGUCGGCAGUGUCACCAAAGCAACACUUAGGCUGGCUAAUUCCGAUGCUCUGAAUACCAAUGAGAUAAUUUCCCUAAACGAGAGAUUAGAAAUCGUUUCCUUGGUUGGAACAUUGAACGAACAUGCUCACCUACACAUAUCUCUGGCAGAUAAAGAUGGAAAAACCAUUGGUGGACAUGCUCUCGGUGACCUAGAAGUCUUUACCACCGCUGAAAUUGUUAUUGGAGAAGCCAGCAACUUGCAAUUCACGCGGGAGAUGGAUAACCACACAGGCUUCCCAGAACUUGUCAUUAGAACGCGAUCGGAGGAUGCUAUCAGUUCCUAGAUUCUAAAUUAUAGGCCUUUUUUUUUGCCCGGGCAAGUGAAUGAGAUAAAUUUGCUUCAAAGCAUGUCUUUGGGUUGCUCUUUGCAUUUUUGUAUUGCUUCCAAUCAUUUGUUCACACAAAACAUAAUCAGUCAUAUAUAAAACAGACCGAGAGAAAUCAUUUUGCUGAAUUCCUUAAAUUUCAUGGUAUUAAUUUGGGCUUUUUAUCAACAUUUGUUUAGAUUAUUUUCUUUGCAAGCUUCAGCUGAGCUGUUCUGCAGGGAUUUAACGAGACUGAUUGGCCCACAGAGGGUAGAGGAUAGUGACAGAAGCUCUGAGGGCUAAUGGAUGUACUGUUUGCUCAUCUUUAUACCGUUACUAUAAGCCACUAAUUGGGAAGGACAGCUCAAACAAGCACAGAGAAGCUGUUGUCAGAUGCGCGUGACAUGGGUCUAAAGAAGCAGUUACGAUAGCUGUGCAGCCUGGCCCUACAGAACAACGUUCCACAUAACCUACUCUCACUUAUUAUGAGUUUAGCUGCUUCAAGUAAUACGGGGACGCAAGUUAUUUCAACGCAUGAUAAUUUAUCAAACCUCUGUCUGCGAGCUGCACAAAGUCAGUCGCUGUAAUUUUUCUCAGAUGUUAUAUGCUGUAGAGAGAAAUUAAAGAAGCUCUGUUGCAA
Molecule: messenger RNA, 1255 nt
Organism: Pelobates fuscus (common spadefoot toad)
Lineage: Eukaryota; Metazoa; Chordata; Amphibia; Anura; Pelobatidae
Product: bifunctional protein GlmU-like
Exons: 4
Coding region: 88-594 (168 amino acids)
Source: RefSeq, a predicted model, not a curated record